Messenger RNA from Oncorhynchus keta (chum salmon), 3526 nucleotides. Its product is annotated as type II inositol 1,4,5-trisphosphate 5-phosphatase-like. Bases 251 to 3094 code for a protein of 947 amino acids. Gene Ontology annotation, cellular component: membrane; cytosol. Gene Ontology annotation, molecular function: inositol-1,4,5-trisphosphate 5-phosphatase activity; phosphatidylinositol-4,5-bisphosphate 5-phosphatase activity. The record is from RefSeq and is a predicted model, not a curated record. Gene Ontology annotation, biological process: phosphatidylinositol dephosphorylation; signal transduction. The transcript is spliced from 24 exons. Lineage: Eukaryota; Metazoa; Chordata; Actinopteri; Salmoniformes; Salmonidae.
UCCACAAGUAUCUAAAGGAAAGGGAAUAAGGACAUCUAGAAGAAUACGGAAUCAUGUCGGAAACACGGCAAUACAGUUUUUACGCACUGUGAAAGCAAAAAUGAAGUCGGUUUUGUUGUUUUGUGUUCUCGAUAAGUAGGUGGUCUAGCCCAACUUCGUAAGAGAGAAACUAUUGGCCUGUGUCUAUCCUCGCUUCAAUCUGUAUUUUGAGGGCGUGAGAGAGUUCGCACGAAAGUAACGGUUUUAAGUAAUGGAUCAAUCCUUCGUAAUUCAAGAGAUUUUGGCAGAAGGCGAAAAUUGCGUCAUAGCUGUUCAAUGUCUUGUCUUGGUGGACAAUGUCAUUGAAAGCAGACUAUUGGGUUUGGUGGAGCGCACCAAGGAACAUGCGCUGUUUGUUUUUACCCAUAGAAGAAUGGCGAUAACUGGUGAAGAUGUCACAUUGUAUGACAUUUUCCCCAUCUCUAAUGACUUUGCAGUUGUGGAAGUGUCCUCGGCAGAUGAGCUUUCUUUUGUGGGUGCAGACACUAGAGUGAGGCUGAACUUCCAGGAUGAGGAUCUGGAGGUGAGGCUCCCCUUUGGCUCCCACUCUCGCCUUUUCCUCAGUGAGGUGAACAGAGCCUGGAGCGAUGUUUGCAAGUUUCCCAAGGAAGCACCGAAGUUUGAGUGGCUCCACAAGUACCACAAAGCCUCCAAAGGCCAAGGUGGCGUCAAACAGACCCUUGCACCUUUGGGAACAACACACACCAAGAUCAGCCAGCUUAAGAAAACAGGGAACUCAUUGAACGCAGUAAGCAGGUCCCCAGUAGAAGGGAACAAGAGGGUGAACAGUGGAGUGGAGCGCCCCAGAGUAGAGUCCGGCCCAGAGAGCCAAGGGAAAGUGAAGCGUGAGGGCUGGGAUGAGCUGAAGCGCGAGGGCAGAGAUGACCUGGUACGCCAGUCCAGCCACACAGCGUCCAACAAAGCCACAAUGCUAGCCAUGCCGCAGUUUGGACUGCGCGACAACCUCAUCCGCUGUGAGCUGCUCAAGAACGAGGACAUCUACACCUACCUGGAGAAUUUCAGUUUCUUCAUAGGCACAUACAAUGUGAACGGCCAAACCCCCAAAGAAAGCCUCCGUCCCUGGCUGGGCUCCACAUCCACUCCCCCUGACAUGUACUGCGUGGGGUUCCAGGAGCUGGACCUGAGCAAGGAGGCCUUCUUCUUCAACGACACGCCCAAGGAGACCGAGUGGAUGAAGGCUGUGUCUGAGGGGCUGCAUCCAGACGCCAAGUACGCCUUAGUGAAACUGGUUCGUAUGGUGGGCAUCAUGCUGCUGUUUUUCGUGAGGAAUGAGCACGCCAAGCACAUCUCUGAGAUGGAGGCAGAGACCGUGGGCACCGGCAUCAUGGGUAGAAUGGGAAACAAAGGUGCUGUGGCCAUCCGCUUCCGCUUCCACAACUCUGACAUCUGUGUGGUCAACUCCCACCUGGCCGCCCACAUCGAGGAGUACGAAAGGCGCAACCAGGACUACAAGGAUAUCUGCAGUAGGCUGCUUUUCCGCCAGCACGACCUCGCGCUGGUCCCACUCACCAUCAUGAAGCACGAUGUGGUCCUAUGGCUGGGAGAUCUCAACUACAGGCUAAGUGACCUUGACGUUGACGAUGUGAAGGACUUAAUCGCCAAGAAGGAUUUUGAAACUCUGCACAGUUAUGACCAGCUGAAGAGGCAGAUCGAUGAGAAGGCUGUUUUCGUGGGCUUUGUGGAGGGAGAAAUCGGCUUCCUGCCCACUUACAAAUACGACACUGGCUCCGACCAAUGGGACACAAGUGAAAAGUGUCGCGUGCCGGCGUGGUGUGAUCGGAUCCUGUGGCGAGGCAAGAAUGUGCGGCAGCUGCACUACCAGAGUCACAUGGACCUGAAGACCAGCGACCACAAGCCAGUCAGCUCCCUGCUGGAGAUGGGGAUCAAGCUGGUGAAUGAAGAGUCUUACAAAAAUACAUUUGAGGAAAUUGUGCGCUCGCUGGACAAGAUGGAGAACGAGUGCAUUCCGUCCGUAACGCUGUCCAGGCGAGAGUCAUUGGCAGCAGAGAACUGGAAGGAGAGGCGGCCAAAGGAAGAAUUGGUUUGGGGGGUGACAGAAGAGAUAUACCUGCUGGAGCGCGUGCUACAGUUCCACUUCAUAGAUGUGAAGUUCAUGCAGCACCAGGCAGAGACUCUGACCCUCCACAACGACGGACAGGUCCCGUGCCAGUUUGAGUUCAUCCAGAAGCUGGAUGAGCGCACCUACUGCAAGCCCUGGCUCACCGCCAACCCGGCCAAGGGUUUCAUCGCUCAGGGUGGGAACGUGGUCAUUGACCUGGAGGUAUUUGUGAACCGCUCCACCGCCACGGAGCUCAACGCAGGCCGCCAGCAAAUCGAAGACAUACUGGUGCUCCACCUGGAUCGGGGAAAGGACUACUUUCUCUCUGUGUUGGGCAACUACUUGCCCAGCUGCUUCGGCUCGUCCAUCCAGACCCUGUGCCAACUGAGGGACCCCAUCCAGGAAAUGCCCCUGGAGACCAUCCGGGAGCUGACGUUGUCAGGUGAUGAGACCAGAACUUUAAUCAUCGAUAAGCCCCUGGAUAUCCCUAAAGAGAUAUGGCAGAUGGUGGACCACCUAUACCGUAAUGCUCCUAAACAGGGGGAACUAUUUCAACAACCUGGGCUCCGCAGUGAAUUUGUGGAGAUAAGGGAUUGUCUUGACACUGGCAUGCCAGACUCGCUCCCUGGCAGUAACCACUCUGUGGCAGAAGCACUGCUCAUCUUCCUUGAUGCCCUCCCUGAGCCUGUGGUCCCCUUCUCCCUGUACCAGCAGUGCCUGGAGUGCUGCUCCAACACCAGUCAGUGUAAAAAGGUUGUAUCCUUGUUACCUCAGUGCCAUAAAAACGUGUUUAACUAUAUAGCGGCUUUUCUCCGUGAGUUGUUGAAGCAUUCUACACACAAUAGCCUGGAUGUCAAUAUUUUAGCCACCAUUUUUGCUGCCUUGCUACUGAGGUCACCCACGAAGCAGGACCUUGCAGAGAAGAGGAAGACUCAAGAGUUCUUUCAGCAUUUCCUAGUCCAGGACCUAUCCUGAAUAGAAGAGGGUGCUCCUGCUGUGUCUUUUAGACACUAUUUUAGUUUAAUGUACAGCUCUGUAUUUGUAAUAAGUUCCUAUUCAUAUAGAUGGCUCUUUGUAUAUAUCCAGUCAGUCCAAUUGUUUAGGCCUACUCUCCUUUGAUUUGAAAUCAACUAUGUUUUGACAAGCAAUGUUUAACCUGUAAACUGUUGAUGCACAGCUAAUAUUCUGUCACUGAGUAGCUGUAGUAAACUGACCAUUUUUUAUGUAUAUUUACCAGUUUAUUUAAAGAAAAUAAAUUUGCUGUUUUGUGAAGGCAAAACAGUGGAUCGUUUUAUAUGUGAAAGUAUUUCAAACAGUUGUGGUUUGGCGAUUUCAUGUUUCUUUCCCAUUUAGCAAGCAAAUGGAAAAAGUUUGUUUUGGAAUUUAAUAAACCCACUGUCACAUGUG